AUGCGAGAGCAUCAUGCUCGCCGCUCUGCUGCCUCAGAGCUUCCUGUCCAUGGCGAGAAGGAGGGCGCCUCGUUCCAGGUGAUAGUGCUGGGACAUUCUGGUGGGCCGCGUGAAGACACUGUGACGGGCAUGCUCGUGAGAGCCGCUCAGACAGAAUGGCGCAAGAGUUCCAUGAUUGCCGUCGAUGCUGGCGCUCAUCUCGCCAACAUCAUCCACAUCCUCGAACGAGAAAUGCCGCCUACCUCGGAGAAAGUGCCGCCCAAGGGUUAUUCCCAUUUACUGGAGCAUGGCCCGUUUGCCGGCAUUAGCUUCCCCUGUAUUUCUGCAAAGGCGAAUGCGCUGUACAUUUUCCGAGAUAUCCUUCAUGCCUUUCUCAUCACCCAUCCUCACUUGGACCAUCUCUCAGCCAUGGCCAUCAACACCCCGGCGCUGGAGUACGGCCGAGAGGCCAAAGCAAUUGUUGCUCUACCGUCGACCAUCGAGGCCAUCAAGAACCAUAUCUUCAAUGACUGGCUUUGGCCGAACCUGUCUGACGAGGGACAUGGCGUUGGAUUCGUCACAUAUCGGCGACUGAUCGAAGGCGGGAAUCCAAGGCUAGGCUCGGGCGACUCGCGAGGAUAUGUCAAUGUUUGUGACGGCCUUGCAACAAAGUGCUGGAGUGUGAGCCAUGGAAAAUGCCACAGGCGAGCCCACAGCGUAUCACACCAGCAUUCCGAUUCCUUUGGCUGGAAUCAGCCCGAUUACAAUUUCUCCUCUAGGAGGCUGUCCCGAAUAUCCGACGACCAUGGCUAUUUUGCUGCCGUCGCUCACCAGCAGUCCCAAGCUCCCUCGCAACUCCCACCUGCUCCCAUGACGCCUGGUGUUGCCGGAGCACCAGCUCAUUUCGACCCCAAUCACAUGUUCGAACCAGUAGCGAGUUCUGCCUUCUUUAUCCGGAAUGAUGCGACUGGCAACGAAUUGCUGAUCUUCGGUGACAUUGAACCCGAUAGUGUGAGUAUGUCACCCCGGAACUACAUUGUUUGGGACGACGCGGCCGGGAAGUUCGCCAGUGACAGUCUCAAAGCGAUCUUCAUCGAAUGUUCUUAUGACGAUAGUGUGCGCAACGAAGAUCUCUACGGGCACCUCUGUCCGAGGCACCUGAUUGCUGAACUGACCUUCCUUGCACACAGCGUUCUGUACAGACGUAAACAACUAGCUAAUGAAGAAGCGACUUCUCCGAUCGACGAUUUUACCGACGGCCAGGGCCAGGACAAGCUGCUUGAUGCGUCUGCUUCAUCGUCAGCUGAACCCGGCAUGAGCAUGCGCCAACCACCCACACCCAGCGAACUGAAGCGCAAACGCAAACGGGCCACCGUUAACGGCGACUUGCAGACGACGCCAGAACUCGCACCUACGAGCUUCGACACCGUACCCUCCCCCUCACAGCCUCUACCCGGUGCAUAUGUCGGCAAUCGAGCCGUUUCCUCGUCGAGACGCAAGACAUCGCAUCCCCACCACACCUCUGACACCAUCGUCGCGGCACCAAUCAUCGCACCCAUGCCGGCUGGUGGGCGCGGCCGCUCUGUCCAGUUCCAGCCUCCGACAUUGCCAGGAGCGCCUAGUGCUACUCCAGGGGCAGCAGUGGCAGGAGCAGGAGCAACAGCUGUAGUCCCUCCUCCCGUGCUGAGGGAGAAGCUCCAUGAGCCCCUGAAGGGACUGACGGUCCAUAUUAUACACGUGAAAGACACGUUGAUGGACGGGCCCGACCCUGGGGAUGUCAUCGUUGGACAAUGCCGGGCUCUCUCAGAGGAGGCAGGCCUGGGCUGCGAGUUCAAUGUCACCAAGGGUGGGCAGAGUAUUUGGGUCUGA
This is a messenger RNA of Exophiala aquamarina CBS 119918, 1848 nucleotides long. RefSeq lists its product as uncharacterized. The record is from RefSeq and is a predicted model, not a curated record. The transcript is spliced from 2 exons. NCBI's taxonomy places the organism in Eukaryota, Fungi, Ascomycota, Eurotiomycetes, Chaetothyriales, Herpotrichiellaceae. Gene Ontology annotation, biological process: cGMP catabolic process; cAMP catabolic process; negative regulation of glucose mediated signaling pathway. Bases 1 to 1848 code for a protein of 615 amino acids. Gene Ontology annotation, molecular function: 3',5'-cyclic-AMP phosphodiesterase activity; 3',5'-cyclic-GMP phosphodiesterase activity.